AUGCCAUCACGUACCUCGGCCACGAUGAAAGCUCUUCAGCUACUUCGCCAAACCGCCAGUGAAGCGCCUUGUCUCGUCCUCACCGAGGUCCCAAAGCCGGCCCUCAUACCAAACCACGUCCUGGUCAAGGUCCACGCUUCAGCAAUCCACCCCAGCGAUGUUGGUAAUGCCUCGGGCUUUUUUUCGUACACACAAUACCCUCGCGUUGUUGGGAGGGACUAUGCGGGAGUCGUCGAAGAAGGCCCUCAAGAGCUGGUUGGACAAGAGGUAUACGGCACCAGUGGACGCGAGUAUGCCUUUACCAAGGAUGGCUUCCAGGCGGAAUACUGCCUCGUCCACGAAGAUGAGAUUGCCCUGAAGCCGAAAAGCAUAUCAUUUGUCGAUGCGGCCACGCUCGGCGUUCCAUUCACGACAGCCUCGCAAAUGGUCGAGAGGGCAGCCAUCACAGAAUCCGACACUGUCCUCGUCAUAGGGGCCAACGGCGCCGUUGGGUCAUCCGCAGUUCAACUCAUCCAGAACAUUGGCGCGCGGAUCAUCAAGGCCACCCGCGAUGCUGACGGCCAUGUGAACACCGAUCAAGACCCAGAAUUGAGAACCUUGGACGUCCUGACAGAGGACAAGGGAGUCGACGUCAUUCUCGACACCGUGGGAUCUCCUACCCUGACGGUAAAUGGCCUGAAGAAACUCGCCAAAAACGGCCGCCUUGCUUUCAUUUCCGCUCCCAAGGUCGGCGCUCGAGACAUUAGCUUCGACAUGCGUGACUUUUAUCGCGCUGAUUUGAGUCUUUUGGGAUGCAACUCGCUGAACCCUUCGGCGAAGGACAUGGCACGGAGGAUGAGCGCCAUGACGAAGCUUUUCGAGUCUGGGAAGUUGAAAUCCGGAAGCAAAUGGACACCGGUGCCUAUUGAUCAAGCCGUGGAGGCGUAUGGCAAGUUGACGAAGAGGACAACGGAGGAAAAGUAUGUCGUUGUCAUGGAGUAA
Messenger RNA from Trichoderma aggressivum f. europaeum, 981 nucleotides. RefSeq lists its product as uncharacterized. The transcript has a single exon. NCBI's taxonomy places the organism in Eukaryota, Fungi, Ascomycota, Sordariomycetes, Hypocreales, Hypocreaceae. Bases 1 to 981 code for a protein of 326 amino acids. Gene Ontology annotation, molecular function: oxidoreductase activity. The record is from RefSeq and is a predicted model, not a curated record.